Xiphophorus maculatus (southern platyfish) is the source of this 958-nucleotide messenger RNA. RefSeq names its product CKLF like MARVEL transmembrane domain containing 8 (gene cmtm8b). Gene Ontology annotation, biological process: myelination. Gene Ontology annotation, cellular component: membrane. The record is from RefSeq and is a predicted model, not a curated record. Gene Ontology annotation, molecular function: structural constituent of myelin sheath. Lineage: Eukaryota; Metazoa; Chordata; Actinopteri; Cyprinodontiformes; Poeciliidae. Bases 219 to 938 code for a protein of 239 amino acids. The transcript has 4 exons.
UGUUGUGGAAGGGAGGGCGGCUGGUUGAAGAAAAACACGAGGCUUGCGAGUGACAUUGAGACCAAGGUUAAACACGAACCAGCAGCUCUGCAAUAGGCUGCCUUGGGAACAGUAGAAGAAGAAAAGCGUCAGAAAAUGCUGCAGCCUCGCCCGUCGCUUCUGGAGCCGCGGCAGAUGAAACCCGUUCGUUUGUGUUGAAGUUUCAUCGACGGGUGUCCAUGCUGGAUUCCGGGGCAGGAACAGCACUUCCUGUGCUGCGGCAACACUCUUGGGAAAAGUUCACAGUCCCUCUGCGUCCCUGCAUCAUGGACAGGACGGCUGCGGCGCCGACCCGCAGGGUUUCCUCUCUGCCACAGUUCAACAUCUCGACCUCCACGUUGGCCUUCGACCAGCAUUUCACCACAAACGCCAAAGGGAUACUUCUUCUGGCGGAGAUACUGACUGGCAUGUUGGUCUGGAUCCUGAUUGGCGGCACCGAUUACUUCCGCCUGUCAACUCUUUGCUGGGUGAUGUUUGUGUCCAUCCUGCUUUGGAUUCUGACCAUUUGCCUGUUCAUAAUUUAUCUCACCGGAGUCCACAGCAGGAUACCGCAGAUCCCCUGGACGACGCUGUCGCUGUGUUUCAACUGCGCUGCUGCUGCUCUGUAUCUGGUGACAGCCGUGGUCGAGGCUUUCUGUGUGGGCCAGGCCACCAGGGGGCGACACAACUACAACUGUUGGGCAGCAUCAGCAGUAAGCGCACAAAUGUCAAUGCGAGCUCUUUUAGUCUUUGCUUCGUUGUUAAAUAACUUAAGGCGAGGCUGCGCGUGGUCUCUGCGCGAUCCUAAAGUCGAUCAGAUGAUUUUGACGGAGGCCGAGCGUGGCCAACUCACUGCUUCCUGGAUGAUGAAAAACAUUCUCCCUCGUUGCUGUGUGGAUUUCCUGCAAUGUUUAAUGUAGGAUAACAGAUAAUAAUCAUC